AUGAGCCCCUUGGUGUGUUGGUGUAUGGCAGGCGUCUCCCGAAAUCAUAUAGGUGGGAUCUUCGUAUCCCUUUCUUCACUUGAGCAAGAAGUUAUACCACACGUCUUUGCACCAGCCCUUUAUCUUGCCUACAAUAAGUUCCAACACCUCUGUCUAAACGUCAAUUUUCUUUUGGGACAGAAAAUGGUGAGAGAAAAAAACCCGAAGAGCAUUUCAGGGUUUUUGAAGUUGUGGGAAGUGCAUUGCCAAGGCCAUGUCGAUAAUUUAGAGAACUUCCCCGUCUUCCUCGAUCCUCUGGUGUUCAACGGCGUCCUUGCGAUGCCAGGUUUCUGCUAUAACUGUCUCACAAAUCCAGGACUACCAGCCAGCACACGCAUGUAUCAAUUCAAAACCAAACUGAAGUGGCAGUCUCAUAUUCAGACACAUGCGAGCUUCAAUUUUACCUUCAGGACGCCCAUGAAGAGACCGAGGAAUGAACUCAAUGAAGGGUACUCCAUCCAACCAAAUAAAAAGCGAAUCAUCCUCCAAAACAGAGCGGAAGACCAGCCAUCGCUGUUGGAGAAUAUAUUUAUCAACUCCAUUAUUUCUUCUAUGGAAGCGGCUUCCAACAGUACAAGCAAGUCAUCUUCCGCCAAUUAUCCCUUGAUAGCAGCCCAGCUGCUAGUGGUUGCGGACAUGACAGCGGUAUUUGAUACCGCUGUCAUCUAUAUGAAUCGCAAUAAGCCAUCUUUCGUGCUACUCAAAGAGCAGCGAUCUAGUCUGGUGGAACCUCAACGAAGAGGAAUGAAGAAUAGAAAGAAGUUGGUCUCUAUUAUGGCGUCUAGCUACGCGUGGAGGAAUCAAGACGUUGCGUGA
Messenger RNA from Lindgomyces ingoldianus, 855 nucleotides. RefSeq lists its product as uncharacterized. Lineage: Eukaryota; Fungi; Ascomycota; Dothideomycetes; Pleosporales; Lindgomycetaceae. Bases 1 to 855 code for a protein of 284 amino acids. The transcript has 5 exons. The record is from RefSeq and is a predicted model, not a curated record.